Messenger RNA from Cherax quadricarinatus, 9340 nucleotides. RefSeq lists its product as uncharacterized. The record is from RefSeq and is a predicted model, not a curated record. NCBI's taxonomy places the organism in Eukaryota, Metazoa, Arthropoda, Malacostraca, Decapoda, Parastacidae. Gene Ontology annotation, molecular function: protein dimerization activity.
GUCUUGGUAACUUUGGUCGUGUGUGGAUGCGCGGCGGGGCGCUCCUGGACAUAUAAGCUGGACCUUACCUCCCUCUCAAGUCUAUUACAUUCAGGGGCCAGAAAUCACAUGUUCCAAAUUAAAAUGGUUGAAUUAAAGAGUAAAGUGCGUGUACCAACCUUGUGUGUAUGUGAAGCAUCAUUACGACCACACCAACAUCAUCACACAGCCUCCACCACAGUGCUCCACCACCACCUCCAUCACCUGCCGCAGCCCACCAAGAUGCCCUCGGGGCCGCAUGCGUCACGCAUAGUGCGGAAGUACCGCAGGUCUCGCCUCAAGAGAGUCAAGAAGCAAGAGUACAAGAAACUGAGGGAUAUGGUUCCAGCGCUACAGGAGCGUACCAUUGUAACCAAGGUGGAGGUGAUAGAAGAGGCUAUCAAGUACAUAGACGAACUUCACACAGCGCUUAUACAAAGGUUUAGAGCUCGUGGUCUCCCAGCCACACUCAAAGAUCUGCCCCUGGAGCCUCGGGAGAUACACGGAGGUAAUAUAAGGGAACUAGUGAGACACCUCCUGGCUUCCUCCAACCCAGCCUCCCUGCCUCCAGCACGCAUCGAGAACGCCAGGACUCUGCCCACCUUCAUCCAGAAGCUUGGAAAAGCGAGGCGGUGCUAACUAAAGAAUACUAGCCUGGGAAACUUCCAACCAGGCGCCUGGACUUCAGUUCGCGCACGGAAUGAACGAAAGUGACCCAUGGGAAGAAGGGCAAAUCAUCCUCGAACAUUGCUGUGAUCCUGUGGAUAGUGUGGAAAGCGUAGCUGGGGUAAACCAGCCCGUGCUCAACCACUGAACUGGUUAGCUAACAAAGACCUCUGUCAGGAGGCGCGUCCUGUUUCCUGACUUAAGAUUAUCUAUUGAAAAAACUAGACACUUCCAGGGUACUGAACUGAAAAGACAGAUGAAAAGAAAUUCAGUUUUCGUGCGAGUUCUUGUCUCAAGUUUAAAUGUUGAAUGGAUGUGUUUUUGAAAGAUACUUGUAACAUAUCAAGACAGAGUGGCGAUUCAAAAACAGAAACCAGAAUGCCUUUCCUGUUGUCAAACAGGCAAACAGGGCAUUAAUUUCAAGUCUGAAAUACUGAAAAAAUGGGAAUCGGUGAGUCUGGAAGAAUUUAAGUGAAUUUAAACAGGUUAUCCCUAUCGUGUUAUGGCAAACUCGGUUGUACUGUCGUCAAGACCAAGUUGCCUUAAUUGCAUUCUUCAAAGGGGGUGCCUUGUUGCUGGUGCAGGACUCUUGAUCGAAGGAACUGGAGCUACUCUACCCUUUAGGGUAAUAACAAAUGGUUAUAACUAUGGUCAUAAUUUUUAAAGGGGUGGAGGGGUAAGCCAGCGGAAGGCCUCGGUCAGAUGACCAAAAGCUCCAACGGCGGGUCAUCAUCUGACUAAGACCCGCGUCAGGAAACACUUGUUCUUUUUCCUGACGGACCUUACCUAAUAAUAAUAACAAUAACAAUAAUAAUACCGUUGGAAGAGGUGAAUUUGAUUCUCGUGUAAAGAUCUGUGCUAUAAUUUGAUUAAAUUCGUGGGGAAGCGCUAAACUUGUAUGGGAGGGAUGGUGGCGGGGUAACUGGGUUGCAUCCGAGGGAGUGGACUAGAGUUCCAACUCUCUGGAUCAAGAGCCCCACACCAACAUCAGAUCCUCAUUAUCCCACACAGCUUAACUGCAAAUCAGAAAGCAAGUUUUUCUAUAGAAAGGACAAAAAAAGAAGAAAGGCAUCAGGCUUUUAUCGUGACAACGUUUCGCUCUCGAGUUUCGUAAUGCUCCACACAGCGUCUCGUUAUAUUUGAGGCUUGAUAUUUGCCCUCUGAAGAGAUUUGCUUUGUCAAGGUUUUCUGUACCUGUUUCUUUUCCUGCAUGUUGGCAACAUCCCUUUGUAUCCCUGGAAAAAGCUUGGAAAUGACAAGAUAAAAUGUGCUGGAAGAGGAUAAAGCGGACGGUAGAAAACCAAACAAGAAAAGGUUACCUUCCAAGAGAUGUUUUGUGAAGAUAAGAGAGCGAGGACCCUGAACCCAGAGACUCAGUGACUGGCGGACAGGUAGUCUCUUCUGGACAUUGUGGGCGACUGCGGACACUAUGUGAUUAUUCGAGGAUACUGUCAACCCAGUGUGUGUGGUCACCUUUUGUAUGUGGCUUUGUAACAUCGUUGGCAACUUAAGGACAUCCAGGGACAUUUAAGGGGAUAUUCUUUGAUCGUUUCGGUGGCGUCGAUAAAGAAAUCUGAAGACAGCAUAACCAGACACAACGUUGCUCACAUCCGACAUUAUGGCGAAAUCUCAGGGCAGUAUUUUAGCGAUAUCGGGGACAAUGAAGCAUAUCAUGAAAUGCCAUAACAUCCGUAUUUACCAGGAAUAUGGCAAAUAACCUCAAAUACUGUCAACUGAUAGUUGAUACCUAGGAGUUUAGUCGGCUGAUGCUAGUCGCAUCAUGAGAAAGAAAAUGACGCCAGUGAAAAUGUCACAGUGCUUGGCUUUCUUGGGAUUUCCUGGGUUAGUAAAGCAUCGGGAUUACAAAUGAAUCUUCGACGUGAUACACUAUAUAAAACAUUGAUAUUUUAUAAGCUUUGUGUGUGUGUGUGUGUGUGUGUGUGUGUGUGUGUGUGUGUGUGUGUGUGUGUGUGUGUGUGUGUGUGUGCGUGUGUAUCCCUUGAUAAGCCUGUGGCUAGGGGAUACUAUAUUAUAAAAAAAGGCAGUUGUGUGGUAGCUCCAGGUAAUCCUCAGAGACGCUUCAGUGAGGGCUUGCAUGGUUCGGUGACCCCAUGUGCAUCACGGGGAGAAAGUACCCUGCUGGUGACUGCUUACCACACCUGCUCGACCACUGUGAUACUGCUUACCACACCUGCUCGACCACUGUGAUAUCGCUUGCCACACCGUACCGACAUUGCCAUUAUUAAAUUUAUCAAAUUCAUGGAAGAACACUAAACCAAUGCACGGCUCAUAUAGAGCGUGGAGGAAUGGGGAACAACGAGAUUCGACCUAUAGAAGGGGCGGUCAUAUUCCUUGUAUAUAAAUCCGUCAUGAACAUCAAAGAACCUUCAUGGAUAGCAACUGCCACAUCAGAAACGGGUUAAAUACAAGGAUGGUACAUAGUGUUUUUUUUUGAAAAAAAAAAGCCUAUGAAUAUUACACGGAGUGAUAACAAGAGCAACGGAGGUGCCAUUAGCAGUAACAGAAGCACCACCAGCAACAGAAGUAGCCACAACAGCAACGGACACAGCGGAAGAAAACUAGCAACUCAAAUAACGACCGCAACAGUAGAAACAUAUGUCAGAAGGAGCAACAGAGAAAAGCACCUUUAGUAGAACACAACAGUCAACCACCUGCCCCAACCCUCCUGUUACCGUGACCUCUGUUUCUUCUUCCUUUAACAAUAAACAAAGAAGACAAAAGCCCUAGUGACGCGCGCACAAUUGUUCUCAAAGUCUAUCUGCAAAAAAAAAAAAAAAAGAGAGAGAGAGAUUGGAAACAAUAGAUGUGUUAAUUUUGUUUGCCAUUCAUAUGGGGGCCAUUAUUUUUUCACGAUAAAAAAAGGUGAGCAUAUGUCCGUUCUCUGUACUGUUGCAACGUCUGUUCUCUAAUCUUGAGAACCUCUGAAGAGUCCUGUAGAAUGUCCUAAUGUACAUUCAGAUGUCCGAAAUGUGAAUGACUUCGAGUUCACUGCAGAGUCGAGUCGAGUUAUGAAUGUUGUUACUGUGAAGGCAUGAUGACAUUACGUUUUCUGUUUACAAAACUAAAUUUGUGGUCAACUAUUUUAAAAAAUUUAAGUGACUAAUGGUAAACUAGUUUAUAAUAUAACUAUGAGCCAUGAACUGAAGCUCUUGCAAACUGCAAUAUGAAAAAUAAAGCACGAAAAGUGAAAUGUGCCUUGCUGAACUACGUUAUCCAAUACGUCAUUAUCCACUAGGAUAAAAUGACAUUCCAUCAUCAUAUAAACUGGAUUUAUUAUGCUGUUUGGAUAAGGACAGUUUAUUAUUAUCCAAGAAAGUAAACGACCACUAUCUGCAGUGGAUAUCAUUGUUCAUAGCAUAAAGAGGAAAAAGAGCCUUACUUAUUUCUAUGGUGUCCAUAGUGUGACCCGGAAGAUAAAAGACUUUUCUCAUUACAUAACCCGGAAUCAUUCCCAGGUCUGUGAUAAACCUCAUCUUAGAUAUGACAGUCUGUCAUGUUAAACGUGUGCUCACCUCCGUAAGAUAUUCAAGGAGGUUGUUCAGUGUUUGUUCAUGUGAACAAUUGAGUGUGUGGGUAACUUCAGUGUAGGGUAAUAUUCUUGUUCAGCAUCGUUCCAGCUAGUGGAACAAACCGUUCACUGUUGGACUACUCUAUAUGUCUAUUGUAAAUUGUUCAUUAAGCUUCUAGAGCCGAGGUAUGACAGUCUGUUGCCUAUCUGUGAUAGGCUAUAUUGUGAUAGUGCCUAUCUGCGAUAGCCAAUUUAACUGGAUUCAUGGAGAAACGGUAAAUACUUCGAGGUGGUACAACGCCAGGGGGAAUGAUGUUUGACCCAAGGGAGGAGUGACUCCAAUUCCUUGGAUUAAGAGUCCUUCCCGAAUAUCAAUGCUCUCCCCUGGAAGGGUAUCCAUAGCAGUUUUGCCAAAGCUUUCCUGGCCUGUUUAAUUUUCUUUUUUUUUCAACGUGAAUGUAUGUACUUAUUGUCUACUAAAAGAAUAGUGUAGUUUCCCCUCUUUGUGUAAUACAAUUACGUACUUAUGUCUGCCUUAAUAAAUUUAUUAUCUUGCCAAGCGUGACCUGAUUAUACAACAGACAGGUCCGUAAGUCAAUAAAUGUAUUGAUCAUUCACGAGACUGAACAGAACUUGAAGCCUACCGAGUAACAGGACGUUUUCUGUUGUGGGUUUUAGUCAUAUAACGACCCACAUCUGGAGUUUCUGGUCAUCUGACCGAAGCCUUCAGCUGGCUUACUGUUCAACCAAUUUAAAAAUUAUGAUUAUGAUUGUACCCAUUAAGAGUCCUUCACUGUAUGUCAAUCAGGCUGUGCUUAUAUCCCUGAAAUAUAACACAGACCUGGUCUGUCAAAUCCACACUAGCAUAUACUGGAAGCCACCGAUAGGAAUAAGACCCAUCGUAGGAUGAACAGUCUAGUUGAUCCUACGUGGGCUGUCGACUACAAGUCGAUUAGGACAUGAUGUAUGCUAUACCCUAGGUAAUACGCAAUUUUGAAUGUAUAUACACCUCUAGGUGUAUAUACACCAGGGUAUAUACACCUCUAGGUGUAUAUACACCAGGGUAUAUACACCUCUUGGUGUAUAUACACCAGGGUAUAUACACCUCUUGGUGUAUAUACACCAGGGUAUAUACACCUCUUGGUGUAUAUACACCAGGGUAUAUACACCUCUUGGUGUAUAUACACCAGGGUAUAUACACCUCUUGGUGUAUAUACACCAGGGUAUAUACACCUCUUGGUGUAUAUACACCAGGGUAUAUACACCUCUUGGUGUAUAUACACCAGGGUAUAUACACCACUUGGUGUAUAUACACCAGGGUAUAUACACCUCUUGGUGUAUAUACACCAGGGUAUAUACACCUCUUGGUGUAUAUACACCAGGGUAUAUACACCUCUAGGUGUAAAUACACCAGGGUAUAUAAACCUCUUGGUGUAUAUACACCAGGGUAUAUACACCUCUUGGUGUAUAUACACCAGGGUAUAUACACCUCUAGGUGUAAAUACACCAGGGUAUAUAAACCUCUUGGUGUAUAUACACCAGGGUAUAUACACCUCUAGGUGUAAAUACACCAGGGUAUAUAAACCUCUUGGUGUAUAUACACCAGGGUAUAUACACCUCUUGGUGUAUAUACACCAGGGUAUAUACACCUCUUGGUGUAUAUACACCAAGGUAUAUACACCUCUUGGUGUAUAUACACCAGGGUAUAUACACCUCUUGGUGUAUAUACACCAAGGUAUAUACACCUCUUGGUGUAUAUACACCAGGGUAUAUACACCUCUUGGUGUAUAUACCCUGAUACAAGGGCAUUUACAGAAAGGUGCAAGAGGAGGCAUCUGCUUCGUGCAUUCAACAAAACUGCCAUUUCUAACAAAAGAAUAGCAACAGCACCUACGAUAGGCUUUUGUUGGAUAUCUAUAUCUUGUCAGCGUGACAGAUACCCUUCUACAGACUGACAUUUAGAAUUUUAUCUGAGGACUGACAUUUACCCUUUAUCCUAGUUUUUUUUUUUCUUUAAGCGAUUUUUCCCGUCCAACAAGAGUACAUUUUCCUUCCUUACCCUUUUGAAAACAAUUCUUUGAGCGCCCAUACAGUCUCAUACACACCUCUUGGUGUAUAUGCUGGAAUAUACCAAGCAUUGUAUAUACCAUGACGAGACUUACCCUUCCUCCCUUCCCGUCUGGCAUUAACUAACAGUUAAGUUGGUCUGUGAUUGGCUGAUGUAUUGCAUGUUGACAUUUGUUGUAGAGGUUAAGUGGAGAAGCUGGUCCAUGAUUGGUCAAUGAUUGACCAAUCAUGAUCAGUCAUUGGUAACUGUUGGGUUCAACCAGUGAUUAUGGGGAAGACAAACUACAGAAUAAACUGUUAUCGAGACGUUUCGCUCUUUGUAGGGUUUUAUCAGCUAGCCUGGGCGGGUAUACCAGUGAAUGUGAGUGAGAAUUGGAGCCGCCUAGCGUAUACGUCCUACAGUUCCUUCAUUCCUAUGCAAAGUAAAAGGACACAAGUGUAACUAAUGUGGCAUUUUAUUGUGGCAACGUUUCGCUCUCCAGGAGCUUUAUCAAGCCGUAACGGCUUGACAAAGCUCCUGGAGAGCGAAACGUUGCCGCAAUAAAAUGUCACAUUAGAUGCACUUGUAUCCUUUUACUUUACAUAUUAUCGGUAAUUCUACGAACAUUAUUACUUAUGUUAAUACAAAGAGCGAAACGUUGUUCCAGUAACAUUUUUCCAACGUGCGUAUUACGCCAUCUAGAUACAGCUGAAACUACUCUCAAGUUUAUACUUACAGAAUUCAAUUACAAAGGUGUAAUUAAGCCCAAUGUGGUCUGGUAAAGACCCACUGUGACCUCUGUAAUCCUACUAAGCACUAGUAGUCAAAGGACGAGCAUUGGAUAAGCAGUAAACUAGCCACUCAGGCUAGUUUACUGCUAGUUUACAGGCUAGUUAUGAAAACUACAGGUGAUUAAUGGGAAUUCAAGCCUAUCAACUGUGUGAGUAGUCUAGAUAAAACUGUGAAAUUACGUGUAAAUGCUGUAAGAGUCCAUCCAUUAAGAGGACGUACCUUGAUUCUGUGUUUUGGUUACCCAUCUCAUCUGAUAAAAAAAAUACUUGGAGAUGAAUGGUUCACAGAACCGACACGUUGAUAAAUUAGACACAUGUGCAACUCUUGGGUAUCUUUAUUAAGGAAACGUUUCGCCACACAGUGGCUUCAUCAGUCCAUACACAGGAGAAACUUGAAGAACAGGAGGAGAAUGAGGUAAUCAGUCCCUCGAUGGACUGACCACAUCGACUCAAGGUUGAGGGACUGAUUACCUCAUUCUCCUCCUGUUCUUCAAGUUUCUCCUGUGUAUGGACUGAUGAAGCCACUGUGUGGCGAAACGUUUCCUUAAUAAAGAUACCCAAGAGUUGCACAUGUGUCUAAUUUAUCAAAAAAAUACUUCUCAUUCCCCAGUCGAUGGAUGACCCCCUUCCCGGCACCAUGACAAGUUCGAAGACAAACCUUUGGAUUUGCCAUUUGGGCAUAUGUAGGCUCCACACUGGUGCUGUGUACUCGAAAAUACACUUGAGAUAUGCUUGGUUAAUGUAAUUUUAAGCAUAUCAACUACACGAAGGUCGUUAGAGAUGCUCGUAACCUGUCCACUACGUCAAGGAUACUGAUCUCUUGAGCAAGGACAGAGGUAAAAUAAGCGUGUAUACACUGAGAUACAGCUGUCAGUGUUGUUGAAAACAGUAUAAAAUACUUUCAAGUUGAAAAUUAAGACAUAUGCACAACAGGUAUCUUCAUUGACGAAACGUUUCGCCUACACAGUAGACUUCUUCAGUUAAAUAUAAAGGCAGAAGCAGUAACUACACCUGCUGCCUCUAACUGGAGAUGUCUACUGUGUAGGCGAAACAUUUCAUCAAUAAAGACACCCAACCGCUGUACAUGUGUGUUAAUCUUCACCUCUCGGUGUAUAUAACCGUGACAAUGUGUAUAAAACCUUAAAUGACUUUCCGAUUAUCCCAAAAAGCAGUGUAUAUACACUGACAGACAUAUACAUCUGUGUACAUAUACCCAGUACCCCUGUAUUUACAACUGUUAAUAAUGAAAUAUUUAACAAAUGCAGGAAGACAAGCCGAAUUGUAAAAGUUUUUAAUGCAUCUAUAUUUAAGGAAUAUGCUUUAAGUAGAUUUUGUUAAGUAACACCUGUAAAUUUACCCGUUCUUGCCAUACUAAUACAAAAUACUACAGAAAGCAGCCAUUAACGAACAUAUUUAAAUAAGUAACCCCCUCCCUUUUUAUAUAAACAAAGUGAUAAUUGUGUUUUUUAAAUGUAAUAUCAGAAAAAAAAGGAUCUUGUAAUUUAAAAACAAAAUUAAAUUUUUUUGUGUGUAUGUAUUUCAUAAUUUUAAGAUUUUUUUUUUAGGUAUUCAGUGAAGGGAUAACAUUUAUAAUUUUGGAAGACCAUGUGAAGUAUUUUUAUAUGUAAAUUUAAUUGUUUAAUAUAUUUAAUCUCGAAAAUACUGAUAUAUGUUGACAUAAAAUUAAUUUGAAUAAUAAGAGAAUGAAAAGUCUUCAGCAUUAAUAGAUAAAAAAUGUGUUUAUACAUUAACAUAGUUUUGUAUUGGGUCAUCAGUAUGAUUUAAGAGUCGUGUCAGGAUUUUUUUUUUUUUUUUUUAAGAUCGACACCAUGCCCAGCCCUUCUAGGGUAGGGUAGGUGCCUGAGCCCGAGCCUUUAGCUCAUAAGACUGUCAUUCCCAUUAGCCCCCUUGGGGCGGGGAUGGCAGACCAGAGAGGCCUAGCUUGUGGCUAGGCCUGGGGACAGUUGGUCCCAAAGAUGAGGAGGUACUUGUGCCUCCUCCCAUGGGAGACUUAGGUCUCAGAUACUCCCUAAAGAGGGAGCCAAGGCCGGGCCACCACUUGGAAAAGGCCCGGGCCGGGAGAAUACCGGCUAAUAUUUAAUAAUAAUAAUAAUCAUUUUUUUGAAGAGAAUAUAAACGUAAUCAUGUCUCGUAUUUAGGUGAUAAACAGUGCUUUAGCUGACAAUAAUUGUGCCAAAAGGUGUAUGUAUAUAUAUAUAUAUACUGAUAUUGUACAGAACGUUGUUAGCAUACCAUUUUUUUAUAUCAAUAAAUCCACUUUAUAUAGUU